Molecule: messenger RNA, 2352 nt
Organism: Cuscuta epithymum
Lineage: Eukaryota; Viridiplantae; Streptophyta; Magnoliopsida; Solanales; Convolvulaceae
Source: the annotation of a GenBank genome assembly
ACGGCGAACAACGAUGUUUCCCACGGAAAGCGAAGAUUCUGAUCAAAGUAUUUCUGAAGAUGAAGAUAUAGAUUAUAAAUGGUCAACGAGUUGUGUUUCCCUUGGCAGUCCUGCUGAUAAUAAGGGAAAUAUAGGGAUUCUCUCACAGCUAGAGACACUAAAGGAUCUUCAUAAACUUGAUUGUACAUCCAUGGUUAUCCCUGAAUCUCCAGAGAGGCGAAAUGAAUUAUGUAUUGAUGAUGAUGUUGAGCUUCCUGUUUUCAACAAUGAGCACCAUUUCAGCGUGGCUUCAUCUUGCAAUCCAGACGAGGAAAUUGGGUUAUUUCCUGUAUUGGAAGGUAUUUGCAACUCUGAAGAGGAAACUGUUUCUGAUGAUGAGAAACUUAAUGUUGUAAGUGUUAAAUGUGAGACAGAGAGCAUUCUAUAUGAGCAUACUGAGGCAUUCUAUUCCAACAAUGAAAAGUCUGGCUGCUCAUUAGUGUGUGGUAUCUCGCCGAAACAUAUUCAUCCAACUAAUGGUGCUAGUUCCUUAUAGCUUGGUAACAUUUGUGGACUGUAUUUAGUUAUUCAUAUAAAACGGUUGAGCUUUAUGAUUGCUUCAAUUCUUCCAUAAUGGAAAGUUCCACACUUUCAAGGAUCGGUCAUGUGCUUCUUGAUGUAAUUAUUUUGGUCUUAUGAAUACAUCUUUUCAAUAUUUAAGUAUGUCAUGGUGACUGGUGAGGAAGAAACCAUGAAGAAACUUAAUGGUAAAAUUAUACCCCCUUUGCCUCUUAAAGAAGAUCCUACUUUGACCAUCAAAGAAUAAAGAAAUCAGAAUUUUUGCUCGUUAUAGUAGAGUGUGCUUUUUGACACUGUUUUUACACUGUACAUAUUUGAGGCUAGUAUAUUAAAUUGAUUUUGAUUUUUUUUUCCAAAUAAGGAAAUAUGACUACAAGUUUAUUUAGGGAUGUCUAGUGUAGUCAAAAGUGAGUGCCUGGGCACUUAAGCACACCAGGAGAGGCACAUAAGAGGGUCAGCACCUGUUAGGCUGCCAGGAGCACACAUCUGAUUGAGGAAGACAAGGGAGUGUGAAGCACAGUCAUUUAUUUUGCUACCACAGAGAAAAAGAAGCCAGUCAUUCUGUAGUUGGUGGUGACACCUUUAAAAGUAACAUUUCACUCUCUCAGAUUCCACUAAAUGUAGAUUUAUGUACAGAUCCACAUAUGCUUGGGAAGAGUGGGUUGAAAGACUCAUUAGGUAAUAUGCAAGAAAAUGAAAUAGAACUGAUAGGGAAUGAUGCAGCACCAUCUGACAUAGCAACUGAACACAAAUCUAGUGAGCGAUCAAUGGCUGAGCUUCUGGACUGUUUUCAGGAGAAAAGGUCUUUGCAGUUGGGGAAUUCUGUGAAGUAUUAUAAUAUAAACAGAACAAGGAUAACACACUUUCCAAGGAGAAAUAUAUCACCUUUGGGUGAUAGGGGUGCAGAUGAUGAUGAUAUACCAUCAAGUGAUGGUGAGGAAAUCCCUCAAGUGUUGAAAGCUGUCGUCCCUGAGACAACAAUUGCAGACCAAUUUCAUGAAGCUCUAGGAAGUGCAACUAGGAAUGACGGAAUACCACAUGUUUUAACCACUGGGAAACACUGCAGUGGGUUAUUUUUUAACUUGCAACGCGUGAUGCUGAGUGAGAAGGAAAGGGAUCUUACUUUCAUUAGUCACACAUUGAAAGGCCCUGGUCUGAGUGGCGAGAAAAUCUGUAUUGAUGUGAGAAUUUUAUCAAGCUCUUUGGAGGCAAAGCUGUUUAUUUGUCAUUGCACUUUAAAAGGAGAAGAGAGUUCUGAUGGGAUAAAUCAUCCCAAUUUGAAAAAGACUAAGGGAGGAAGUUCUUUAACUGUCAUCUUUAAUCCGACGAUAUGCAAUGAUGUUGAACUUGAUAAAGGGAACCUCAUCCGCAUUUACCCUCCUUGGAAGGAGGUUAAUGCCAAACUAAAUGACGAAGUUGUGAUUUUAUCCAGAUAUUUUUCAAGAAUAGCCUCUGAUCAAAUUAACGGUAUGAUAAUGAGUUAAUGCCAAAUGGUGACCUAAAUUAAUGUUUUCUGUGAGCUGUCCACUAUUGUACUUCGUGAUUAAAUCUGAGGUUGUUUCUUUGUGAAUCGUGUGAAGCUAUCAUUUAGGGAUUCACACAUUUACCAGUUUAUGUAGCCCUAUUUCUUGGUGCUAAGUCUGUAAAAAGAUGUGAAGCUAAGAGGACAAAAAUGGAAAACAGUGGUCCGUUAAUUAUUGAGUUCCUAGUAUUGAAGUUGUUAAUUAAAAUUAUUGUAUUCAGGUUCUGGCUUAUUAUUUUUUUGUUUGAAAAUCAUGCUCAAACAAAUAAGCG